CGGUAAUCGUAGUGUCAAAGCGUAAAGUGCACAAAUAAAAAAGAAAAAUUCCAGAGAAUACUGCGAAUUGGCAUAGCAGACAGUACGCGGAAGCAGUGUAAGAAGCAAAACAAAAAACGAACUUUGUACGCUGUUGCAAGUACACAAAGCAGAAAACUAACUAAACUACUUAAAAUAUAAGAAAUAAACACAAAAAUGUCUGCGCAACGUUUAAAUGCAGCCGAAAAAGAACUAGAAAAAUACAUAAAAUUCCUGGCGUUCAAGACAGCUCAAGUUGUGGUGCAAUCUCGUUUGGGCGAGAAGAUACAAACACAAUGCAAUCCGCUGGGUGGCAAUGAUUGGUUCAAUAUUGUUGUUCAGGAUCAUCCCGAUGUGCUGGACGAGACGAAACGCGCUCUGGCCCUAAAGCAAGGCGAAAGCAUCCUGCAACGUCUACCGCUAUGUGUUGAGAUUUCGUUAAGGACAACCGAGGGGGACAAAAUGAUACUUGAGGUGUGGUCGUUGGAUCUGCUGCCAGUGGACAGUAAUAAAGCGACCGCUGGAGAGGAUUGCAAGGGCGAGGGCGGCAACAUAAACGCCUUCAAUGACAGCCAAACACUGAAGGCUUCCUCCCAUCAGCUGCACGUUAUCUACAAUCGGAUGAGCAUUAUGCUAAAAUCGCUCAUCUCGCUCACACGCACAACGCCCGCCUAUAAGCUAUCGCGCCGCCAGUGCCCUGACUCAUAUGGCAUCUACUAUCGUGUCUAUGUGGAUCGGCCGCAGGUGCACACGCUGGGCGAGCGACACAAGCAGGUGAAGAUUGGCCAGCUGAAUACGAUUCUGGGUUCGGUAAUCAUGUCGGUGGCUUAUCGCACAAAACUCACUAUUUCGCCCACGGCCGGACAUCAGGCGGCAACUACGGCACAUCAGGCGCAGCAACACAAUACCAUCAUGCUGAAGUCGGAUCACUUUCGGCCUGCCAGCGAUGCCAGCUCUCCCAUCCAGCAGAUGUCGUCGCUGAAGCUUGCAGCGGGCGGUGCAGCUGGUGCGGCUGGCACUGGAGCGGCGUCUGAUAAACGUUUCAUAGACAUUGAGAAACCGUUGCGUCCAGGUGCGUUCACAGAUCUGGGCAAGCUGCGUCAAUUUACUGAGACUGAUUUCGUACUGCCGGAAACGCCGCCAUUUGAGUGGAUGCUGCGCACGCGGCAUGAGAGCAAUGGCAGUGGCUCGAUCGAAUCUCUGAAUCGCAAAUGUGAAUCGCCAGUUCUCAACAAUAACAAUAACAACAACUACAGCAUUAAUGGCAGCAGCUGCAACAACAUCAAUCAAAACCACAACAACAACAACAACUCGACAGCAUUUAAGAGCUUUGAGAAAUCAACAACAGCCGCAGCAGCACCUACUGCAGCAUCGCCCAUUAAGAGUCUACUAAUCCCCGCGAGCAGUGCCACAUUGCGCUACAAGUCAGCGUCCAUGUUGCAGGAACAGACAUCCGCGUCCUCAUCGCAGCUGCAACAGCCACCGGACGACGACAGCCUGCUGAAGGAGCUGCAUUUCCCGUUCGCCUCGCCCACGUCGCAGGUGAAUGAUCUGGCGAAGUUCUAUCGGGAGUGCUAUUAUGCGCCGCCAUUGCUCGGGCUGAACGAACUACAAGCGCCCAAUGCAACAAGUUGUAGCGCCACAGCUGCCGCUGCAGCUGCUAUAUCUAGCAAUGUAGCCGAUGGCAGCAUGGAUGACUUGUCGCGCCAGCUGGAGCAGUUUGAGACGUCGCUAGAGGACUACGAUAAGCUCGUCUCACAGUUCGGACUGAGCGGCUCCUCGUCAACGGGCAGUCGCAGCAGCGGCGGCCUUCAGAUGAGCAAUUGAAGAGAUCAAAGGAGACAGAAAAAUAGAGUGAGAUAGCCUGAACGAGGAUCGUUUCAAUAGUAGCUCAGACUAGUUAAGUUUCAAUGAUAGGCUCAAGAUAAUUUGUACUUUGUGCGUUCUUUAAAUUGUUUACACUUACUAGGCUAUUAUGAUAUUAUUAUUAUCUUCAUGCCUCCGUUGAAAGAAAAAGAAGAAAAGAAAUUCUUACUUAUAGGAUAGUUAAAUGGGCUUCAGUUUUGUAUAGUACUCAAUCAGGGAGCUCAUCACGUUUCACGUUUUCAGUGCAACGAUUCAUAAUAUACGAACCGAUCAUCCAAACUCUUUCAUACAUAUAUGUUAUUAGAUUGGGGCGUACGCGUCGCUUGUUGUUUAUUUUCCUCUUUGUUUAUGUGCCUUCGUAGGGAAUACACAAAUAUACACAUUUGAAUAUAAUAUAUACAAAAAUGCAUCGAUUCAAUUGGCUACAGUUUAGAUUCUAAGCGAAAUAAAAGUUGCCUUUUGCUUAUCGAGAAUAAUAACGAGCUCAUAAUUCGUAAUUUGAAAUACCUAAAGAUCUAAUUAGAUCGAAAGUAGCACCAAACUAUUAGCCUAACCAAAUUUGUAUGAAAGACUUGAAUAGUUUUACGAAUUGUACAUACAUAUUUGUCUAGUAAUAUUGUUUUGUAUAUAGCCAGGGAGAGAGAAUAAAUAAGGAGCUGCAUUAACAAA
Messenger RNA from Drosophila navojoa, 2553 nucleotides. RefSeq names its product Autophagy-related 13 (gene Atg13). The record is from RefSeq and is a predicted model, not a curated record. Gene Ontology annotation, cellular component: phagophore assembly site; cytosol; Atg1/ULK1 kinase complex. Gene Ontology annotation, biological process: protein localization to phagophore assembly site; mitophagy; piecemeal microautophagy of the nucleus. NCBI's taxonomy places the organism in Eukaryota, Metazoa, Arthropoda, Insecta, Diptera, Drosophilidae.